Molecule: messenger RNA, 738 nt
Organism: Purpureocillium lilacinum
Lineage: Eukaryota; Fungi; Ascomycota; Sordariomycetes; Hypocreales; Ophiocordycipitaceae
Biological process (GO): regulation of DNA-templated transcription
Molecular function (GO): zinc ion binding; DNA-binding transcription factor activity, RNA polymerase II-specific
Source: RefSeq, a predicted model, not a curated record
AUGAUGCCGUGCCGGGAGGAGGAUGAACCUGUGAUGCAGGAGCUGGAGCUGCUGAAGAGGGAGGAAGCGAAGGCGGAGGCGGAGGCGGAGGAGCAGCAGCUCAACGAGCGGGCGCGCAUCCUCUGGCUCGCCAACAGGCAGCGCAUCCACGACGAGGCGCCGCGCUACGUCGACGGCCUGCCGGUGCGGGACGUGCUCCGGCCGCCGCGCGUGCGUCUACGUCUGCGUAUGCGUCUACGCGGGCGGAGAAUGACCGGCUGCCGCCUCGCCGGGACGGCGGCGUGUCUGAACUGCGAGGCGAAGCGGCUGCGGUGCGAGAUGGCCGCGCCGGGGGUGAGCGUGCAGGACGCGUGUCGAAGGUGCGUGCGCAACGGCGAGGCGUGUUUGCUGUCGUUGGUGCCGUCGCCAUGGUCAGGCGUUGACGAGGACGGGGAGUAUCAUCACCAUCGUCACCAAUAUCAUCAUCAUCACCAGCACCAGUACCAGCAACAGCAGCCGGGCAAACACCACCCACACCAGAGCGAGUCCACCAUGGCAGUCGUCGUAGCUGGCCACGCCGAAGAGAAUUCGCAGCAGGAAGAGUACCACGCAAAGGUACGAGCGGCAAUGGAGCGGAUCCGCGAGGCAAGGGACGGCCCGGCGAGGGUGCGGCAGAGGGGCGAUGGGGGAUUGGUGAUGGCGCGGACGGGGGCGUGGGCGCUGCCGAUGAGGAAGAAGCGGGACGACAAGGAAGACUGA